Messenger RNA from Microplitis demolitor, 1324 nucleotides. RefSeq names its product mitotic checkpoint protein BUB3 (gene Bub3). Gene Ontology annotation, molecular function: ubiquitin binding. The coding region runs from base 264 to 1244 and encodes 326 amino acids. Gene Ontology annotation, biological process: mitotic spindle assembly checkpoint signaling. NCBI's taxonomy places the organism in Eukaryota, Metazoa, Arthropoda, Insecta, Hymenoptera, Braconidae. The record is from RefSeq and is a predicted model, not a curated record. Gene Ontology annotation, cellular component: bub1-bub3 complex; kinetochore; mitotic checkpoint complex. The transcript is spliced from 4 exons.
AUAUAAAUAUAUCAGUGUAAUAUUUACUAAUACGGAGCGCUCCGAUAUUUAACCGGCUUUAAACACAAAAAUUGUUUAUAUCACAGAAAAAUAAACGACAUAUUUUUUUUUUUAUUAAAAAUAAACUUUCUACAAUCUAGUAAAAUGAUUUAAAAUAUUUCUAAUUAUUGUUCUAUUUAUUUUAUUAAUUAAACGACAUUGUAAUCAAAUUACAAAAAAUUCUUUUAAAAUAAUUGUAAAUUAUAUUUUCAGUGUUUAUAAUAAUGGAGUCCAGAACGGAAUUCAAAAUAAAAAAUCCGCCAACUGAUGCAAUAUCAGCGGUUGAAUUUGGACCGAAUUCAACACAAUUUUUAUUGGUAUCAUCAUGGGACUCAACAGUUCGGCUUUAUGACAUUCAUGCCAAUACAAUGCGUUUAAAAUACAAUCAUGAUCAACCUGUCCUAGAUGUUGCCUUUCAAGAUGCAGUACACGCGUAUAGUGGAGGAUUAGGUUGUACACUAAAAAUGUACGAUAUAAAUGCAAAUGCAGAGACGAUAAUGGGUUCACAUGAAAAGGCGAUCAGAAAAAUAGAAUAUUGUUCAUCGGUAAAUGCAAUUUUGACUGGUGGGUGGGAUGCUGCCGUUAAAUUAUGGGACCCAAGAACUCCUACUUGUGUUGGAACUUAUUUGCAACCUGAUACCGUGCUCGCAUUGUCAGUUUGCGGUGAUAAAUUUGUUGUCGGUACUGCCAAGAGAAAAGUCUGUAUUUGGGACCUGAGAAAUAUGGCCGGAAUGUUCCAAAGACGGGAAAGUAGUUUGAAAUAUCAGACACGAUGCAUCAAAGGAUUUCCUAAUGAACAGGGCUACGUUCUAAGUAGUAUCGAAGGUAGAGUGGCAGUAGAAUAUUUGGACACGACUCCAGAAGCACAGAAGAAAAAAUAUGCAUUCAAAUGCCAUAGAAUAAAAGAAAAUGGCAUUGAAAAUAUUUACCCAGUAAACGCUAUAAGCUUUCACACGACGUACAACACAUUCGCUACGGGUGGUUCCGAUGGAUAUGUUAAUAUCUGGGACGGAUUUAACAAAAAACGUUUAUGUCAAUUCCAUAAAUAUAACGCUGGUGUCGCAACAUUAUCGUUCAGUCACGACGGCUCUGUACUGGCUAUCGGUGUCUCAUUUUUAGAUCCUGCUGAAGUUACCCCUGGUGUUCACGACGAAAAAGAAAUUUAUAUUCGUUAUGUUAAUGACCAGGAGACGAAGCCAAAAUGAUGGUCUUCAUAUAAAUAAUAAUAAUAAUAAUAAUAAUUCAUUUAAUAAUAAAACGAUUCUUUUUAUAGAAAAUAUUUCGA